AUGCAGCAUUCAGAACAUCCUGAUCUUAUUGAGUUUGAUCCAGAGAUUGAACAAACCUUUCGUCAAAGACGUCGUGAACAGAGAGCAAAAAGAGGACAACAACAGAGCACUAAGGAAGACAACGGAAAUCAACUUGUUCAAGUGGAGCGUACUGUUGAGAUCAAUGAGAGAGAUAUCUUGAUGAGGGAUUUCAUGAUGCCUCCUGUCGUUGAGAACCGAUCGAGCGUAGUCUAUCUUCCAUAUAGGCAUGAUAACUUCCAAUUGAGGCUGGAUGUGAUAAAUUUGUUCUCCAACAACAUUCCAUUCUAUGAGAGAAGUGAUGAAAAUUCACAUUACCAUCUCUCUCGUUUUCUGGAGUAUUGUGGCAACUUCAAGUAUCAAGGGAUCAAUGAAGAAGCACUUAAGAUGAGAUUAUUUUCUCAUACUCUAAAAGAUAAAGCUCGGGAGUGGUUGGACUUACUACCACCCGGUAGCAUCACUACAUGGGCGGAUUUGGUUCUAAAGUUCAUGCUAAAAUAUUUUCCAUCGGCUGAGAUUAGCAGGCUAAAGCAUGAAAUUUCAACCUUCCAACAAGCCGAAUCAAAAAACUUUCAUGAGGCAUGGGAAAGGUUCAAAGAGUUGCUGAGGAAAUGUCCAAGCCAUGGUUUUCCACUACCAGCCCAAAAUUAUUAUUUUUACACUGGGUUAACUCCUUAUAGCCAUUCAGCGGUGGAUUCUACAGCAGGUGGUUUCAUUCGAAAUAAAUCAGUUGGGCAGCUUCAUGACCUUUUUGAGACAAUGAGUGAGCAAUUUGUGAUGUGGCCAAAUAGAAACUCACAUAAAAGAGUAGCUGGAAUACAAGAAGUGGAUGUUAACACGUUGAUGUUGGCCAAAAUUGACGCACUAUCAAAGCAGAUGGAAGCCUUAAAAUAUUCUCCAUCAGUUAAUAUGGUGCAAGGUUCUCUUUCAGUUUGUGUAACCUGUGGAACAACUCAUCAGUCAUCUGAAUGUCCAUUGAUCAUUAUGGAUUCUUCUUUCACAGAGCAAGCUGCUUAUGCACAGAAUUUCCCGUGUCAACAAAAUUUUCAGCGGCCAUUGAAUAAUCCAUUUUCUCAGACUUACAAUCCCAGCUGGAGGAACCAUCCUAAUUUUUCAUAUGGCAACAAUCAAAGCAUUCAAAACCCACCAAAACAAGGGAGACCAAAUGAAGAAAAAUGA
Diospyros lotus (date-plum) is the source of this 1197-nucleotide messenger RNA. RefSeq lists its product as uncharacterized. The transcript has a single exon. Lineage: Eukaryota; Viridiplantae; Streptophyta; Magnoliopsida; Ericales; Ebenaceae. The coding region runs from base 1 to 1197 and encodes 398 amino acids. The record is from RefSeq and is a predicted model, not a curated record.